Molecule: messenger RNA, 237 nt
Organism: Neltuma alba
Lineage: Eukaryota; Viridiplantae; Streptophyta; Magnoliopsida; Fabales; Fabaceae
Product: cysteine-rich and transmembrane domain-containing protein WIH1-like
Exons: 3
Coding region: 1-237 (78 amino acids)
Cellular component (GO): plasma membrane
Source: RefSeq, a predicted model, not a curated record
AUGAAUCAUCAUUACAACCAACAAGAUCCUCCCAUGUCAUAUCCUUCAUCGGUGAUGGCAUAUCCGCCUCUGCCGCCUGUGAGUGCUCCUCCACCAAUGGGGUAUCCUUCAAAGGAUGAUGUUUCUUGGGACACAAAACAGAGUGUUCGACAGAAGACCACAAGUAGGGGUGAUGGCUUCUGGGAGGGAUGUUGUGCUGCUCUCUGCUGCUGCUGUGUUUUGGAUUGCUGCUUUUGA